AUGUCCGGUGUCUUGCACAAAGCCGAGGAUGCCCUCCACAUCCACCACCACGAAAAAAACAAGCCUACCGAGCACGGAGAACAUACUCAACAGCCCUUGAAUGUCCAAGCCGACAAGCACGCCCAUGGACACCAUCAUGAUGAACGUCAACAUCUGAGCCAGGAUGAGAGGGAUAGAGCUGAUUUCAACGCGGCGAGACAUUAUGAUCAUGCUUUGAAGAAUAGCCAUGGUCCAGGUGUUGGGUUUGAAGAGUAA
Molecule: messenger RNA, 255 nt
Organism: Penicillium verhagenii
Lineage: Eukaryota; Fungi; Ascomycota; Eurotiomycetes; Eurotiales; Aspergillaceae
Exons: 2
Coding region: 1-255 (84 amino acids)
Source: RefSeq, a predicted model, not a curated record